Molecule: messenger RNA, 5361 nt
Organism: Colius striatus (speckled mousebird)
Lineage: Eukaryota; Metazoa; Chordata; Aves; Coliiformes; Coliidae
Gene: TRIQK
Product: triple QxxK/R motif containing
Exons: 4
Coding region: 99-359 (86 amino acids)
Cellular component (GO): endoplasmic reticulum membrane
Source: RefSeq, a predicted model, not a curated record
GGCAGCAGCCCCGGCAGCACAGGAAGUCGCCCCGCCGAGAGAGGAGGGAGGAGGCGGAGCUCCGCCGCUCGGCCCGAGUGAUUUUUGGAUUGAAAACAAUGGGUAGAAAAGAUGCCUCUACAGCAAGGACUCCUGUUGACCAGUACAGGAAACAAAUAGGAAAACAAGACUAUAAGAAAACCAGGCCUAUGUUAAGAGCUACAAGAUUAAAAGCAGAGGCCAAGAAAACUGCACUAGGUGUAAAGGAAGUUGCCCUUGUCCUUGCAGCUAUACUGGUAUUUUUGUUGGCUUUCUAUGCUUUCUUUUAUCUUAACGUUUCCGAUGAAGUUGACCUUGAUCUGGAUCCAGAUGAAAACUAGCAGAUGCAAUGAAUCUAUCAUCAAGAUUUCUUCAACUUGAACAAGACUACGUAGGAGCACACAGUCCCUUCACUGUGAGACAGCAAAUGAUGCCAUUUCUUGCAGUCCAAAUUCAUAAGAAGUUUUGCAAUACAUCAGCCACUUUUACAUUCCAGAUCUCCAAAAUAAGAGAACGCUCAUGCCUGGCAAGCGUAUUUGGUUAACACCAAAGCUGGGAGCAGCAGCACAAUACACAAAGUUGAUUGUUUACAUUGUUUUUUUCUCAGGCAGAGAACUUUGAUUUCAAAAGACAGGUGCUACUAUUAUUGAUGCUGACUUCAUAGGAGGAGAAUCUACCUUGAGGAAAUGUAGCAAUCAAAGUUUCUUAAUAGCCAAAUUAGGUUCCUUUUACAAAAGAAAGCAAGAAUACCAAAUAAAAAAUAUUUUUCUUGUUUUCUAUUUAAAAUAUAUCAAAACCCCCUCAUCCUUUCUCACCCUUUUAAUCUUUCUUGUGCAUGUGUGCACACACGCGCACACCAAGAUGGAAGAAAUUGGGGGAAAAGAAAUAUCUUUUUAGAAGCAGUCUGUCACCUCCUAUAUGGACUUAAUUUUAUGUCAUCCCACAUUCUGUGUGCCCGUAUAUCUGCAGUAAUCUUUUUCGUUCUUUUGCCAACUGUUCAGCACACAUGUGUUCUGUCAGAAACGGCACCUGGAUGACAGAAGCUCUAACAUUCGCAUAUGCCUCUGAAACACAGUUCUUUGCCUCCUGUGCUGUCUGAACUAGUGUAAAUAGAAAGUUCAGUCAAUGUUGGUUUUAAUUAGUGUAUUGCUCUAUUAUUAAUAUAAAGCCAAAAUCGUAUUUUAAUCAUAGUCUUCCUGCUGGUUGUGGUAUCAACUUGCUCUACCUGUUAGAAGGGUGUUGUAAAAAAAUUACUUUCCAGUUUUGCAAUCAUUUUAAUCAUCAAACUAAUGUGAGAAGUUGUAAGGAUUAAGAUUUUUUUUUCAUGAGUACUAAUAAUUGGGAAAAUUUUGGCUCCAUGACAUCCUUCAGUUCUUGCAAAGUACCUUGCAGAAUAUGCACUGUAUAUAACAUUUCUGAUCCUUUUGAUAACCACAAGCCUCUUGAAGAAGUUGAAAUGUCAAAGCAGCUGCAGGGAGCUGUAAAUUGAGGCUUUAUCCUGUUCUGCUUCAGCUUUGUCAUAUAACUGAGCUUUUAAAGGUUCAGUUUUGAUCCUUUAAAAAUGUGGUCAGUCUUCCUCUAGUUUGGGUUCACUUUGAUACCAAGAAAAGCAUAGAGCCAUUGGUGCUGAAUGUGUCAAGAGAGUUAGGCAAACUGACUUCCAGAAAAGUUCUUAUAAUUCCAAAAUUCUGUUAGCUUGGCAUUAUCUCUAAUAUCAGUUUCAGGGCUGUAUGUUAGGAUUUGUUGCAACUGAGAUAUUUAGUGACUUGUUACAGAAAUGCCUGACCAAGAUUUCUUAUAUCGAUUUUGAAGGGGAUACAAAUCAGAGCAAGUAUUAGAAUGGAAAAUAUAUUUCUUUUAAAUUGACACAAUCCCAUUGUCACUACUUAAGGAACAUAGAUCAAUACAGUUAAUUUUUAAACCAUGCAGUAACUAUGACCAUAUACAUUAUGAGUCUCUAAGGAUCUACUUCUUAUCUGUCACACUCCUCAUUCACUUUAUGCAAUGCAAAACAAGUCCUCUAGAAAUUCAAAGUCUUCCAAGAAGAGUAUGAGAGAGCAUAAACAUAUAUAUGCAAAUAGUUAUCAUUUUCUAAUUAUGACUGUUACAGAGACAAAACCCUAACAUUUAUGCAUUCAUAUGACUUACAGUCCACUAAUACUCACACACAGGACCAAAUGCUUAGCAACAUGUUGCAUUUCUGAUGAAGCAUUAUCUGACACAUGGCCCGACUUUCAGUGGAGAGAAAAGCAAAUCACAAGCUGUCUCCUUGGAUGUGACAUGCCUUUCACUUCACCAGUGCCACACCACAUGUCACAAAAGCUGCAGACCUCUCCUGUUACUUUGCAUGAGCAGUUUUCUGUUUCAUAAAAUGCUGUAAGGAUUGCUUGCUUAGUGUCUGCAGGAAGCUCUCUGGGUGAUGUAUGGCCUGAGAAUGAUGUGCAGUUUUAUCCCCUUUGUGCAGAUUGUCUCUUAACUUGUUUUGUGAAUCAGUUACAUGAAAAAGCAAGCUAUUCUUACUGUCAAAUUGAUGAACUUGAAGUUCCAAAAAGACUGCAUUUCCUGUAAUUAUGACUCAUACACCAAAUCUGAAGUGCAUGUAUGUGUGACUGAAGCAGCAUCCCUGAUUUGUGGCUUGUUAGUCCAUAUCACACUCAAGUGCGGUAGUUUACAGUUUGUCCGUUGGCUUUGUUUAGAUUACACCUUUUCAUUCACAUGGAAGAUAUUCUCAUGUAACAAGAAAAUUUCUGUUCUGCUUUGAGAAGCUGAGUAAGCUUCUGUUCAGUGUGCAUAGCAGUACAUGGCAAAUAUUGUAGGAAAUACACUUUUUCUCUUAUCAGUACAAUGGAGGUAUAUGUCAAUAGAUUUUGAAAGCUGAAAGCUCUCACUUUUUAUGAAAUUACUCAUCCUUGUUUUUCUAAAAGGCACAAGCAUGACAAUAUUAGCAAUGAGGUCUCAUUCUGAGCUUACUAAGUUAUUAUUCUCCUGAGUUUACUGAAAUUACAACUGAUUUAUUCCAAGGCAAAGUCAGAAUCUGACCUGAAGUUAUUUCUGCUUUCUGCUUUCUGGAGGACUACUAUCCAUGCCUGAUAUUUUAAAAGUAGAGACCUUGCAAACAUGUUGGGCUUAUUUUGCCCUUAAUUCUAUCUGAGAUUGAAUGACUCUUGGGUUUUGGACCAUCUAUCUUUGUAUGAGUUACUCAGUGUCUAUUUUAAUAAUAAAUGUAUUUUUUCUAUUUUUGUGCUCUUAUUAAUGCUGGAUGUGUCAUGCUGAAUUAUAUGUACAUUUGAAAGGAUGCUAAAGCAACCUAAACAGCACAAUGUUCAAAUGUAGUACUCACCAGUUUCAGAAUAUCUGGGUUAUUCUAGGCAGUUCUAGCCCCUAAGCUCAUAUUAAAACUAAGUAUAGCCUAUGAAUGCUUAAAAGACAGUAAAGAGAACUUCCCUUGGUAUCAUACCAAGUACCAAUAGAGCAGAUCUCUUUCUGCAGACAAAAUUGUUCCAUGUAGCUCCCAUCAACUUCAAACUGAUUGACUUUAUUAUAAAAGUAAUACUUUUAUGUGUUUGUUUUAAGGAAAGAUUGAUGAUCAAACCAUUUUCACAGCAGUCCUGACCUACCAGGGUGGAGUGGUUUAUUUCAAGGAUGUUCGCCUCUGAGGAUAGAGUAGAUGUCAGCAUUGUUGUCCUCUGCUUGUGGAGCAAACUGAAGUUUCUUUCCAGCAGAAGCUGCAGAGGAGAUGCCAUUAGUGAUUCCUUCCACUGUAGCUAAGAGUGAAUGUCCUAUCUGGAAGAGACUCUAUCUAAGAAGGCACAGCAGUCUUCCAGUAAAGGUUUUGCUCAGUGAACCUUUCCUCAGCAGUUUUCCUUUUCCCUUUGAUCUUACAAAAGCAGAACCAGCACCUAGACCAUCUCAAGACAGAAGCCUCGGUAUAGGAGUUCUACUGGAGCUGCUGUGAACAGUGCCAAGGAAAGGCUUUGACUCUUUAACUCUAUUUCCUAGAAUCCAUAAAUAUAUUUUACUGGAAGCCUAGGAGGGAUGUUAAGCGUUUCCCUAAUGGACCCUAGAGAUAAGCUUUUCUUGAGAAUGCUUUAUUUAAAACUGCUGUUGCAUAUCAUACAAAUGUCAUGUGAUUCAGGAUCUAUCAUAGCUGCUUCCGUGUAUCAGGCCAGCUGUAGUAGUCUGAAAGGUUAUGCUGCAACACAUGACUGUGAACAUGCACAACAUGAGCAAAUUCAUCUGGUCAGUUGUCAUCUGGAGUAGUUGGCCUAACAAGUUGUGUUUGAGAGCAAACAGUUUUUAAAAGACCCUACUAAACGAAGGCACAGAUAAAGUCCUACAAAAGUGAGAGUCCUACGAAACCCGUUCAUCACAUUUCCACGAGAGUUGCUACCGUGGAAGAUUAUCUGCUGAUGUAGGCCAAGUUUUGAAUGCUACCCUUUCAGGGAGGAAAACCUUGCUAGCUGCUCCUGUUAGAGUGAUGAUUCAUUUUGCUUUGAUAUAGGAUUGUGCCCAUAAGGUACAACUGAACCAGUUGGUGAAGGUCAAAAGCGUCUAGGACAAUUCUCAGUAAAGGACUCUCAAAAUGCAGACUAGGCAAGUUAGAGUGCCAACAAACAGCAUACCACAGAUCUUGAUCGCAUUUCAAGUUUUACUUACAGUAGUGUGAUUAUUAGCGAUGCUUAUGACUAAGAAAAUAAGAAUAUGGCUUCUCAAUAAGACAGCACAAAUAUGAUGUUGGAACUGCUUGUUAAAAGAUUUUGUAGUGGAUUUUGCCUGCACUUUGGGAAACAAAUCCAUGAGAUAAAUAAACUGGCAAAGAUUGUGAUAUUACACUUAAAAUAUUUUUCCCUGAAAGAGACGACGGAGAUACUUUGCAACACUUUUCCCUGUCAUCCUCUUAGUUUACUGUAAUACACUAUUUUGUAGAUGUAUUUCUACACUCUUCCAAGAGAGGCAAAAUAUUUUUUGUAGUUCAUCAAUGCACUUAAUUGACAGAAUCUCCUGCUCUUCCUUUUAUCCCCCCCUUAAUCACAACCAAAUUGGUGGGGAAACAGCCAAAAUCUUAGGUACCAGUGUCUCUCAAGCAGAUGUCACAUCACUAUUUUUUUUGCUUGUUUAAAUGAGUAAACAUGUAAAACUGUGAAGUAUUACAUUUUAGAUUUUUUCAUUAAAAAAAAAAAAGGACAAUCUGUUUACUGUCCUUAAUUGAGACAACAAUCCUGCUGGUUGCCAGUUUUGGCAGUUGUAAUGAUGAACUAUAAAUAUUGGGAUGAAUCAACUAACUGGUGAUUGUAGAGGAUAGUUCAAGUAGAAGCCUCAUUCUGCAUGAAUACUUUUUAUCAG